This is a messenger RNA of Cornus florida, 1626 nucleotides long. RefSeq names its product ubiquitin receptor RAD23b-like. The coding region runs from base 167 to 1285 and encodes 372 amino acids. The transcript is spliced from 13 exons. The record is from RefSeq and is a predicted model, not a curated record. Gene Ontology annotation, cellular component: cytosol; nucleoplasm. Gene Ontology annotation, molecular function: polyubiquitin modification-dependent protein binding; damaged DNA binding; proteasome binding. Gene Ontology annotation, biological process: nucleotide-excision repair; proteasome-mediated ubiquitin-dependent protein catabolic process. NCBI's taxonomy places the organism in Eukaryota, Viridiplantae, Streptophyta, Magnoliopsida, Cornales, Cornaceae.
UUCCUCAUAACCUGCAAGCACACUCUCUUUUGAUUUUCUCUCUCUCUCUCUCUCUCUACAAUUUCUCGAUCCGUGAAAGCGUUUGUUUUUUUAGGGUUUUCAUAAUAUCCUUUUGGAUUGACACUCUCUCUGUACAUUCGAUCCAAAAACUCAGUCAUUCGCCGAGAUGAAGCUCACUGUAAAGACUUUGAAAGGCAGUCAUUUUGAAAUUAGGGUUCAGCCCUCCGACACCAUUAUGGCAGUUAAGAAAAACAUUGAAGAUGUGGAAGGAAAAGAUAAUUAUCCAUGUGGACAACAAUUAUUGAUUCACAAUGGGAAGGUUUUGAAAGAUGAAAGUACUCUGGCAGAGAACAAGGUCACUGAAGAUGGUUUUCUUGUUGUCAUGCUUAGCAAGAGUAAAACUUUGGGCUCAAGUAGUGUCUCAUCCGCCCAGCCUUCAUCUACAACAGCACCAACUUCUAAUCCUACUCCGGCGCCUGAAGCUCCUAUACAAGCUCCUGUACAAGCUCCGGCCCCAAAGAACAUUACAUCUACUUCAGAUGUGGCAACAGCUAGGGCACCUUCUGAUACGUAUGGUCAAGCUGCUUCCAAUUUAGUGGCUGGUAAUAAUCUUGAGCAGACUAUUCAACAAAUUAUGGAUAUAGGUGGUGGCAACUGGGAAAAGGAAACCGUUAUCCGUGCACUUAGAGCUGCUUACAACAAUCCAGAGCGGGCUGUGGAUUACUUAUAUACUGGUAUUCCAGAGGCAGCAGAAGUUGCAGUGCCAGUGGCUAGUGGGGCUAACACCAUGGCUGGAACAGGUGCAGCACCUACCGCCCCUGUCUCUGGAGUGCCUAAUUCAUCUCCCUUGAAUCUGUUUCCUCAGGAAACACUUUCUGGUGCUGCUGCUGGUGGGCUUGGAUCCCUCGAUUUCCUUAGGAAUAACCAACAGUUCCAAGCAUUGCGGUCAAUGGUGCAAGGAAACCCACAAAUUUUACAGCCCAUGCUUCAGGAGCUAGGAAAGCAGAACCCUCAACUUUUAAGACUAAUUCAAGAGCACCAGGCGGAGUUUCUUCAGUUGAUAAAUGAGCCUCUUGAAGGUUCUGAAGGGGAUUUAUUUGAUCAGCCAGAGCAGGACAUGCCUCAUGCUGUUAGUGUCACUCCAGAGGAGCAGGAGGCAAUUGAACGACUUGAGGCAAUGGGAUUUGAUAGAGCCCUUGUCAUUGAGGCAUUUUUAGCCUGUGACCGCAAUGAGGAAUUGGCAGUCAACUACCUUUUAGAGAAUGCUGGAGAUUAUGAAGAUUGAAUGGCAAUUUCAGCUGGAGUUCUGAGUUCUUGCCGCACAAGGUCCACAGAAGUUCAAUGGCACUUGGUCAUCUCGUAUGGUUUUUUGUGCACAGAUCUGGAUGGUGAUUAAAUUAGUUCCCCCCAUGUUUGUCCAAGAGCGUGAUAGUUUUCCAAAUCUCCAAGAAAGGUUGGGAUUGUGCGGUGCAAUUGAUUUGGUGACAAUUCUUUGCUGUUUUCCCAUCUAAUGUGUCCAAUGUUCUAUAUUUUAUUUCCAUUGCCUGAACUUGCAUAGCAUGCUUCUAUGUUAUUUUUCAACUCAAUUCUAUCUGACUUCCAUAUUAAUCAUUUUAUUUUUGUUCC